AUGUUUUUUCUCACUCCCGCCUUCUUGGGCUGGAGGACUCGAGGCUUCCGCUGGGAUCUUUGCCAGAGAGGGAGACGCAGAUGGGUUCACAUCAACUACCCUCCCCGCAACCGUUCGACAGUUCAAAAGCUGCACGAAAACCAUGAAAAGUUGGUCUUCGUUUGCAAUGGAUACAUCGACCGCCUCGAUCCACGGUUGCUGCCCGAGCGUCACAGAAAGCGGCUCGAGAGGAACAGAAGAGCGACGUUGACGCGUUUCGACGGGAAACUUCCUUGGAGCCAGGCCGUUGAGAGUGCCAUCAAAAGGACGCAUACACCCUGUUUGGCUUUUGCUACGGUCCAUUCUCACCAUCUGCUGGAGGCGUUUUCGAUGGAGGAGGUCGUGGCUCUGGAGAAACUCGUUCCGGAGAUUCGCGAGGCGUUUAAAGCGUCCAAGGCGAAGCUGCCACACCAGGAGGCUCAAGACAAGUUCACUCGCCACGUCUCCGUUGACCUUGUCGGUCUCCGGGAGGAUCCCGUGUCCUUUCCCUUUGAUCUCAAAAAGUCUGCGCGGCAUGCAAAGAAAGAACUCGACGAGUCUUGCUAG
Messenger RNA from Neospora caninum, 585 nucleotides. RefSeq lists its product as hypothetical. Lineage: Eukaryota; Apicomplexa; Conoidasida; Eucoccidiorida; Sarcocystidae. The transcript has 5 exons. Bases 1 to 585 code for a protein of 194 amino acids. The record is from RefSeq and is a predicted model, not a curated record.